UCCUCUGCAACCAUGUUUGACAAACCCCGUAUGCCUGAGAUUGAGAAAUUCGGUAAGUCAAAAUUAAAGAAGACAGAAAUGCAAGAGAAAAAUUCACUGCCUUCAAGAGAGACGACGGCACAGGAGAAGCAAACAGAGGAAUCCCAAGGAGGCGCCACCAAUAUGCACAAUUCCAUUCAGCAUUGCUUUCUCACUUUACUUCCUUUAGCUGUUUAA
Callorhinus ursinus (northern fur seal) is the source of this 216-nucleotide messenger RNA. RefSeq names its product thymosin beta-4-like. Gene Ontology annotation, cellular component: cytoplasm. Lineage: Eukaryota; Metazoa; Chordata; Mammalia; Carnivora; Otariidae. Gene Ontology annotation, molecular function: actin monomer binding. The record is from RefSeq and is a predicted model, not a curated record. Gene Ontology annotation, biological process: regulation of cell migration; actin filament organization.